This is a messenger RNA of Myotis myotis, 1465 nucleotides long. It is a transcript of the gene HRG, whose product is annotated as histidine rich glycoprotein. NCBI's taxonomy places the organism in Eukaryota, Metazoa, Chordata, Mammalia, Chiroptera, Vespertilionidae. The record is from RefSeq and is a predicted model, not a curated record. Gene Ontology annotation, molecular function: cysteine-type endopeptidase inhibitor activity; serine-type endopeptidase inhibitor activity; heparin binding. Gene Ontology annotation, biological process: heme transport; regulation of platelet activation; negative regulation of endopeptidase activity. Gene Ontology annotation, cellular component: endolysosome; extracellular region; blood microparticle.
AUGUAUCCUGAACCCCAGCCACAAAAGGUUGCAGCAGUGAACAUUCAGUUUACACAACAAAAAUGUAGAAAGACUACUGAGCCCCUGGCUGGAAAUGCUCUAGACCUGAUCAAUAAAGGACGUUCGGAUGACCUCCUUUUUCAGUUGUUGCGGGUCACAGAUGCCCACUUGGAAAAAGUGGAACCCACAGAUGUCCACUAUUUUGUCUUAGAAGUGAAAGAAUCCGACUGCCCAGUCCAAUCCAGGAAACACUGGGAUGACUGUGAGCCAAAUAUUUCUAGAUAUCCAUCUUAUAUAGUGAUUAGACAGUGUAAGGCAAUAGCUACAACACAUUUGAGUGAAUUUUAGGAUCUUAGAGUGAAUGACUCCAACUGCACCACAAAAUUAUCACAGAGUUCCUUUAAAAAUAGCAAAUUUCAGCAUAAUUCAAUAUACAAAAAUUCAGCAACCAAGCAACUCCUACAGGAGUUUGCCUUAAAGAAGACUGAGCUCCCUGUACUCUUGGAUUUCUUUGAGGAGACUGAGGUCUACAGAAAACAAGCAGACAAAGUCCUUGAGAUGUACAAAAAGGAGAAUGGUGACUUUGCCUCUUUCAGAGUGGACCAAGUGGAGAGAGUCGGCAAACAUAGAAACAUCAGUGAUGUUCAACCCCAUUUGGACCAUCUCCUACACUCUGGAGGCCAUGGGCAUUCCUCUGCUGGCAAGCCUUCAUUUACACACAGUAGAUCCAGAUAUAACCUCCAUCCCCACAAGUCACAUAAACCUGGAUGCCCACCUCCUCUGGACGACAAAAAUCACUCAGACAGACCACCACUUCAAGAAGGAGCUCCUUCUUGACUGCCCCCUUCAAGAUGUCACUUCCUUUUUGGCACCAAUGGCACACAUGCACCCCCUCAUAAUCAUAGUUCCAAUGAGCACCAUUCCCAUGGACAGUGUCCUCAUGAGCAUCAUCCUCAUGGACAUCAUCUCCAUAGACAUCAUCCCCAUGGACACCAUCCCCAUGGACACCAUCUCCAUGGACAACAUCCCAAUGGCCAUGGUUUUAAUGACCAUGGACCCUGUGACCCACCACCCCAUAGGCAAGGUCCCCAAAAUCACCAUCACUGGGGCCAUGGCCCACCACCUAGGCACUCAGAAGAAAAAGGUCCAGGCAAAGGCACUCCCUUAAAAUGGAGACAAAUUGGAUAUGUUUACCGACUCCCUCCAUUAAAGAAAGGUGAAGUUCUUCCUCUUCCUGAAGCCAAUUUUCCCAGCUUCUCAUUGCCAAACCACAACUAUCCUCUAAAGCCAAAAAUUCAGCCCUUCCCUCAAUCAGCCUCUGAAUUAUGUCCAGGGAUGUUCAACAGUGAAUUUUCACAAGUUUCAAAGUUUUUUGAAGAGACAUUUCCAAAAAGAAAUCUGAGUUCCUUGAAAAAUGAGUAAUGUUCUGAAUUAGAACCAUAAAUAAAAUGUAACCAAUAAUAAA